Photinus pyralis (common eastern firefly) is the source of this 2051-nucleotide messenger RNA. RefSeq names its product beta-1,3-galactosyltransferase 5. Lineage: Eukaryota; Metazoa; Arthropoda; Insecta; Coleoptera; Lampyridae. Gene Ontology annotation, cellular component: membrane. Gene Ontology annotation, molecular function: hexosyltransferase activity. The record is from RefSeq and is a predicted model, not a curated record. The coding region runs from base 29 to 1096 and encodes 355 amino acids. The transcript has a single exon.
AUAACUGUAAACUACAAUGUAACCUACAAUGAGCCGAAAGUUUAUGUUAAUUUCAUUAUUAAUUAUUUUUCUGUUACUCUUUGCUUCGCUUAAGUCUAGUAGAGAGAAUACAAAUCCGAUUCGAGUAGCUCCGCUAAUUGUAAAUCCCGACAAACUGUUUAACUUGGACUUCGAAUACGUCAUAAACAACAGUUGCGACUACGAUGGCAACUCGAGUUUAUCAGUCGUCGUGCUGGUAACCUCGUAUUUGGGAAACGUGGAGGCGCGCAGCGCAAUGCGCCGGGCGUUUCCAUCGGAUGUCUUGAAGAAGCUCGGUGUAAGACGUGUAUUUCUGCUGGGUCUCGCACCUGGGGAUAAGUAUACAAAGCAGGAAGCCAUAUACGACGAGGAGAGACGUUUCGGUGAUCUUCUGCAGGGCAAUUUCGUCGAAGCAUAUCGGAACUUGACGUACAAGCACUUGAUGGGGCUUAAGUGGGCGGCUGCGAGUUGCCAACGGGUCAAGUACGUUAUUAAAAUGGACGAUGAUAUUGUAGUGAAUGUUUAUAAGCUGUUGCAGCUUUUACAUACGAUUAAGUUGCCAAAAAAGCUACUCGCUGGAUACCUUUUGUCUGGCAUGACCCCCAUACGGGAAUCGUCGAAUAAGUGGUACAUACGGUUGGACGAAUUUAAGUAUCCCUCGUACCCAACAUUUUUGUCUGGGUGGUUCUACGUUACAAAUCCGAACACUGUGCAAAGCUUGGUGAAGGAAUCGACCAAAGUGCCUUAUUUUUGGGUGGACGACGUGUACAUCACAGGACUUUUAGCUCAAAAAUCUCAAGUGAGACAUUACAAUAUCGGGCAGUACUUUACCGUUCACUCUGAAUUCUUAGAGUGCUGUAUGCGUGAUGUAAAGAAGUUUUGGUAUGAUUGUGACAUUAUUGUUGGCCCGAACGGUGGUGAUAAUAACCUUUUUUACAAAUUUAACGAUGUUGUCAGUGAGUGUUACUAUAGGAAGUGUUCGAAACGGAUCAGAAGUUUGAAUGAGACAUGCGUGGGGGAAGUUAAACGGACGUUGGGAAGGGGUAAUAGUAUUAUAAGUAGUUAUCAAUUAGGAUAAAUUAUUAUCAAUAGUUUAAUUGUCAUUGUUUCAAGCUUUCUAAAGGAAAGGAAGUAAAAUCUACACUGUACUUCAAUAAUUGAUGUAUUCUUGACUUCUUGUAACUGUUUAUUUCGAGUCUAUACUGUGAUAACUAGUGCUGGGCGAUAAAUGAAAUUGUUAUAAGUCUAUUAGUCCGAUAAUUAACGAUUAAUCGAUAACUUUUGAUAAUUAUCUAUAACUUUUCAUAAUUAUCGAUAAUUUUUGAUAAUUAUUGAUAAUUAUCGAUAACUUUUGAUAAUUAUCGCUAACUUUUAAUAAUAAUAAUAAUCGAUAAUUGUCGAUAAUAAUAGAUUAUUAUUGACAUCUGUCGAGAAUUGUCGAUCUCUUAUUGUUAUUGAUUAAUCAAAUAGCGAUAUUUAUCGGGAGAAAACUACGGAGCUACGUAUAUAUCACCAAUAAACAUUAUUAUUAUUAUUAUGGAUACUUUUGCAUAAAUCCUAUCGAUAUAAAUAUAUUCCCAAUGCAUAGGUACACUCGUUAACAAUUUUGGUUAUUUGGUAUUGAUAUUGAUAAUUUAAAUAACAACAGGAUGUUUGGAAAAAUAUUAAAACAACUAUAGGUACUCCGUAGUUUUCUGAAAUCAAAGGUGAUCAAGUAGACGAUAAUCAUCAAAAAUUUAGUACGUCUUUCAAUAACCUCAAAGUUAUUAGUUUUUAACAGAAACCGUAAUUAAGCAUUAUAGUGUCUAAUUUACGUGAACCAGCCUAAAGUAGGUUGUGAAUUGUGAUCAUAUUUUCUAAGUGUCAUGCCAAUUACGGAAUGCUCUUACUUGAUCGCUUUUGUGAUAAAUCGAUGUAAAAUUAAUCGGUAGAUUAUCGAUUUAUCUACCAUUCCUUUAAAAUCACAAUUAAUCGAUACAUUUUUCAAUAAAAAUUAUCAUUAGUCGAGCAUUUUUAAAAAAAUUAAUUCACUA